UUAAAGUUUAAAAAACAAAACACAUGAAUAAACUAUUGCCGUCAUCGUCUCAAUCUUCCUCCUGGUCAGACUCUUGUUCCCCAAGUUUUGUUCUAUCUCAAAAAGUUCUUUAAUAGAAUCUUCAUCAACAAAACCUUUCUAAAUUCCAACCCAUACAUGGAACAAGGAUCAAACCGUAUCACUGAUGAUCACACAAGUGAUAUAAUGGAGAAUUUGCAGGUCAGAGAUAGAUGAAGACUACAUUAGUAAACUACCAGAUGAACUUCUUAGACAAAUUCUCACAAUUCACCCUUUGGAUUCUGGAUCGAAAGCUGUAGCUCUCUUUACAGGGUUAUGGAACAGACCUUACAUCAAACAUGGAGGAGCAACAUUCAAUAUUCAAGAUUUUGAAUCGGUAAUUGGUGAUUUUCUGGUUGGUUUUGAUGAAAAUAAUCCUCUAAAAAUGCCCAGAAAACUUGAAGUCCAUUGUAGUAAAGGUUUGUUCAUUACUGCAUCACUUGAGAUGAACAGAAAACUGAAUCUUGAUUUUCCUAAAGGAUAUCAAGAAUUCCCAAGGCAAUUUGGGUGGGAGAUUGUGUUGAACACCAUGGAUUUGGCACAUUCUUCUCCAUAUCCGUUUUCUGUCAAGACCCUUAAAUUGACUUCUGUUAACUAUCUAAGUUGUGAAUUAGUUUCUUCUUUGAUCAACAAGUUUCGGUAUGUUGAGACUUUGAUCAUUGAGAAAUGUGAUGGAUUGAGGUCUUUGAGAGUUGAAGGGCUUGCUAAGCUUACAAGUUUAAGCGUUUUAGAUUGUGUUGAUCUUAAGUCGGUGUAUGUGGAGGCAUUGGAGCUCAACACUCUUCGUUAUAGUGGGUUUCUUUGUUGGUUUUCUUUGGAAAAUUUGCUGUACUUGAAAAAUGUCAAGUUAGAUUUCAAGGGUCCAGGGUUCAACCACUUGGUCCAUGGCCUCUAUAAUCCACUCUUGCGAGCAAUUCGAGAUGUAAGCGUGCUUACACUUCAUGGAUGGACGUUUAAGGAAGUCUUUGGACCAUUGUUGUCCUCAAAGCACAAUGAGCAACAUUUCAAUUUCAGUAAACUUGAGGAGUUGUGGUGGAUUGAUAGUUGUAUGGAAGAUCAUAACAUCAAAUCAUUAUUUCAUUUUUUGAAGUUUUGCACUUCUCUCAAGAGGUUAUUCAUAAGUAUUGUCACUCGAAGCUACUCGAAGUCCUGUGAACGUGAGUGCUCCACCAAGGUCCAAAAAGGGCGAUUGCGCAAGCUCAAAGUGGUGAAAAUGGAGGGAUUUGAGAAGGAAGAAGACAUCAUCUUGUUCAAGGAGCAUUUGAUGGAAGUUUUCAAUGUUGAACCUCGAAUCGUAGAGGUGAGAAAGGGAAGACAUGAUAGGUGUUUGUUAAGAAUCCCCAAACAUCAGGCUAGUGCUAAAGCAACAAAAUCUAUUAAGUUCAAGUUUUCUUACAAGUUUGUGGAAGAAGUUGAAGAUAGUUUAAGUUCUAAGCAUCCUCAUAUGCCAUAAAGACUCAUCUUUUACAUGUUAUGUAUGACCAAAUUUGUAAAUGUAACUAUGGACUUUUUGCAGUUUUAGAAUGGCUGAAUGGAAGAAUAUAAUGAUUAUAUGCGAGUA
Messenger RNA from Helianthus annuus (common sunflower), 1618 nucleotides. Its product is annotated as F-box protein At2g39490. NCBI's taxonomy places the organism in Eukaryota, Viridiplantae, Streptophyta, Magnoliopsida, Asterales, Asteraceae. The transcript has 4 exons. Bases 443 to 1510 code for a protein of 355 amino acids. The record is from RefSeq and is a predicted model, not a curated record.